Hemibagrus wyckioides is the source of this 1961-nucleotide messenger RNA. RefSeq names its product 5'-nucleotidase domain containing 1 (gene nt5dc1). The coding region runs from base 151 to 1515 and encodes 454 amino acids. The transcript has 12 exons. Lineage: Eukaryota; Metazoa; Chordata; Actinopteri; Siluriformes; Bagridae. The record is from RefSeq and is a predicted model, not a curated record. Gene Ontology annotation, molecular function: 5'-nucleotidase activity.
AGGAGCUCAAGCGUGGGUUUGGGAAAGGGAGAAAGCGUGUGUGUGUGUGUGUGUGUAUGAGAGAGAGAGAGACAGAGAGAGACAGAGAGAGUAGCCUGUCCUCAGUGUUUUUCCGCAGUCCGAGUUCAGUAAUAUAAACACUAAUCAGCCAUGACUGAAGGGUUCUCUCUGGAAGACUGCGAUGUCAUCGGCUUUGAUCUGGAUCACACACUGUGCCGGUACCAUCUGAAGGAGACCUGUAUGCUGAUAUAUGAGAGUUUUGCUCGAUAUUUGGUGGAGCAUAAAGGCUACGAUAAAGAUCUGCUGAAUGUGACUCCAGACACCUGGGACUUCUGUUUUAAAGGCCUUGUGGUGGACUUAGAAGAGGGGAACCUGAUCAAACUCGCUGAGGACGGAACAGUGCUACGAGCAACUCAUGGAACACGGAACCUGAGCACAGAGGAGAUCAUAAAGCAGUAUGGCCCAAAGCGAGAGUGGAAACAUUUCAACAGCCUCAACACCACCUUCACACGAUCUGCUAAAUACUACUUUUACGAUAACUACUUUGACCUGCCAGGAGCUCUGCUCUGUGCUCGGGUGGUGGACCUGCUGAACAAGAAAGGAAAAGAAGUUACAUCAGACUUUUGGAAGGACAUGGUGGCAGCCAUCGACCAUAACUACAAUACAUCUGCGUUCAGAGAGGACUCCGGGUGGUACUUCCCCAGUGUGAAGCGUGAUCCUGAGCGAUAUCUCCAGUCCUGUCCUGAAUCAGUGUGUCAGUGGCUGAGGAACCUGAAGCAGAGUGGGAAAGUCCUGCUGCUCAUCACCAGCUCACACUCUGACUACUGCAGACUGGUGUGUGAACACAUCCUGGGGAAAGAUUUUGAGGAUCUUUUUGACGUGAUCAUCACCAAUGCACUGAAGCCAGGAUUCUUUUCUCUAAUUCCACAUCAGAGACCCUUCAGGACCCUAGUGAAUGACGUGGAGAGCGGGACAGAGUUGGCGUGUUUGGAGAAGCGUGGCUGGUUCUCACAGGGAAACUGGCCACACCUCCAUGACCUGCUCAAAUCCCUAACAAACAAACAGGAGCCCAAGGUGGUGUAUUUCGGGGACAGUAUGCGCUGUGACAUGUAUCCAGCAUUCACCUUUGCAAAGUGGGAGACUGUGAUGAUACUGGAGGAGAUGGAGGGAGAAGGUGUGGUCAAAGAGAAACAGCAGGGCUCCGCCUACAAUCAAGGCCCUGCAGAGAAGAAGGGAAAGUUUGAGGAGUGUAUGAAGGCCCCCUCGGCUGUGUCUCAGGAGUGGGGCUCAUAUUUUGUGGACGUUCAGACAGAUGAAGCUGGACAGGAACGCCACACACUAACCUGGUGCUGCAGCUCCAUUCACAAAUACAGCAGUAUGGCUAUACCCAGUGUGGAGAGUAUAGCAGCUCUUCCUCUGAAUUUCCAGUUUAAGCGUUUCUCCAAAGCUCAGUCCUGCACGAGGGGUUAUUACCCCUCACCCCCCCACUCAUUACUGAAGAGGGCGGAGUCCUGAACUGACCGGUGGAGUGUGUGUGUUUGUGUAUAUGUAGUGUGUUAAUGUUGAGUAUAAUUGUAUAAUUGUCCGUUUUCAUUCACAGAGCCUGUAAGCCAUCAUAGUGUAGACACACUAAAUGUGUGUGUUUGUGUGUGUGUGUGUUCUGUUAUUUUGUGAAGUGUGUGUUGUUCAUUACAUUAAAAUCAUUAGGUGUUAUAUUGUCAAAAGUGUUUUUGUUGUUUGUGUUUAUUUUCUAACUCAAGGUGUGUGUGUGUGUGUGUGUGUGUGUAAAGAUAAACAGCCGAUGUGAAUUUCUGACCGGUGUAGGUGUUGUGUUCGUCAGUUGUGUGUGUUGUUUUGUUCAGCUGUCUGCAAUAAACACUCUCAAACACAUGUUCCAGUGUUCCACUCGGUGUGUGUGUUUUUGUGUUUUUAUUCUCAAUAAAGAUUCCCUACUGACCCAA